AUGUAUCAUCGUACUGAGACACAGGGCAGCUUAAUGCUCGAAAAAGCUAUUUUCUUAGAAGACAUUAAUUCAAACAUGACAUCUAGAGAACGAAAGUUCAAAAAAAUGUUCAAUAAACCUUCAAAAUUGAAUAGUUAUGCAGAUACAUCAACAAUUGAGUGGUAUUGGUGGUGUCGUUUACACCCUAUGAUGCUUCAAGUUUUAUCUGUGAUUACUGGCAUUCUAUCAGUUGUAAUUGUGUGGUCUGAAAUGACAUUUUUCAAAAAACAACCAGUGCUCUCUAUUUUUGCUCUCAUGGUCAAUAUGGCAAAACAAAACAAUGAUUAUGUUAUGAUACAGGUGUUAUCUACAUUGUCCAUUGCUUAUUUGGCAUAUUGUACAUAUUCAACAAUAUUUAAGAUAAAAUUGCUUAACAUAUACUACCUAGCACCAAACCAUCAAACCACUGAAAGCAGCCUAAUUUUUUUUGGAUUGUUAUUGAGUCGUUUAACAUCACCAAUGUGUUUAAAUUUCCUUGGACUUAUUCACAUGGAUAGUCAUGUGAUAAAGAGUCGUAUUCUGGAAACUGAUUAUACUCAGAUAAUGGGUCAUAUGGAUGUUAUUACAAUAAUCAGUGAUGGUUUCAAUGUAUACUUUCCAACCCUCAUACUUGCUGUAUGUUUAGCAACUUAUUUUAAUGUUGGAACAAGAAUAUUGUCCAUUUUAGGAUUUCCUCAGUUUUUAGAAGAUGAUGAUUUGGUUACCGAUUACAUUCAAGAAGGGCGUUUGUUAGUGGUUCGAGAAAAAGAAAGGCGUGAACGUAAAAUACGAGGUAACGAAAUGCGUCGUAAAUAUAGAGAAAGGUCUCUACCAAAUGCAAAUGAGGAGGUCGAAGAAAGAGUUCCACCAUCUCGGAAAGACAACAUGAAAUCAUACUUGUUGGAUAAUGCUGAUCCCAUUGAUCGAUCCUAUCAUAGCUACAGUACAAAUGAUACUCAUGAAGUAGAAAGACAGUUGCCCAAUGUGAGUACAAGGCCUAACAGUACGUGGGAGCCACCAAGGAAUAUAUUUAGUGAUUUAUAA
Molecule: messenger RNA, 1062 nt
Organism: Macrosiphum euphorbiae (potato aphid)
Lineage: Eukaryota; Metazoa; Arthropoda; Insecta; Hemiptera; Aphididae
Source: the annotation of a GenBank genome assembly